AUGCGCACCGAAACCCUCAGCCGGGUGUGCUCCCGGAGGUCAGGUCUCUCGGCACUUUUAUUCUCCUGGCUCCAUCCCGGGUCUGUGGGGACCAACUUAAGUUGGUGGCAGUGCUGCUCCUGUCUCCCCUCUGUCCCGUGGGAUCCCGCCGCCGUGGGACGGGCGGGAAGGGGCCCUUAUCUCGCUUCUGCAGGCUGGGGCGCGAAGGCGGUGGAGGAAGCCACCAGGCAGGAGCCGGGGGAGCGAGGCCAGCAGUUGGCCUUCUUCAUCCGCUCGGGACGGCGAGAGUGGAGGAGCCGCUUGCCAAAGCAAACUUCAGCCCUGACAAUUGCCAUUAUUGUUAACACUGUGAAUCCCUGUUGCUAUUUCCCCUGCCAGCACCAAGGGGUGUGCAUGAGGGUCGGCCUGGGCGGGUACGAGUGUGACUGCACGCGGACGGGAUACUUCGGGGCCAACUGUACCUCCCCUGAGCUCUGGACGCGCCUCCACAACCUGCUGAAGCCCAGUCCUGCCUUCUACCACUUCGUCCUGACCCACUUCAGGUGGUUUUGGAACAUAAUCAACAGCACCUUCAUCAGGGACACGCUCAUGAGGCUGGUGCUCACAGUUCGUGCCAAUCUCAUCCCCAGCCCCCCCACCUUCAACUCUGACUACGGCUACAUCAGCUGGGAGGCCUACGCCAACGUCAGCUAUUACACCCGUGUCCUCCCACCUGUGCCGGACAACUGCCCGACGCCCAUGGGGACCAAAGGGAAGCAGCAGCUCCCCGACCCCCAGCUCCUGGCGGAGAGGUUCCUGCUGCGGCAGAAGUUUGAAGCCGAUCCCCAAGGCACCAACCUGAUGUUUGCCUUCUUCGCCCAGCAUUUCACCCACCAGUUCUUCAAGACGUCCGGGAAGAUGGGACGUGGCUUCACCAAGGCGCUGGGGCACGGGGCUUUCACCGGCAUGGUUUUCUCCCCUGCUCCCUUUCUGCCAUCCCAUUCUUGUCUCCCUAAGGUGGUGGAUGGAGAGAUGUACCCCCCCAUGGUCACCGAUGCUCCGGUCCACAUGGUCUACCCGUCUGCUGUUCCCAAGGAGAAGCAGCUGGCGAUGGGGCAGGAGGUGUUUGGGCUGCUGCCGGGGCUCUGCAUGUACACCACACUCUGGCUGCGCGAGCACAACCGCGUCUGCGACAUACUGAAACGGGAGCAUCCCACCUGGAGCGACGAGCAGCUCUUCCAGACGGCUCGUCUCAUCCUCAUCGGGGAGACCAUUAAGAUCGUCAUUGAAGACUACGUCCAGCAUCUCAGCGGGUACUUCCUCAGCCUCAAGUUUGACCCUGAGCUGCUGUUUGGGACGCAGUUCCAGUACCGGAAUCGCAUCGCGGUGGAGUUCAACCAGCUCUAUCACUGGCAUGGGCUGAUGCCUGACUCCUUCAUCAUCCAAGGGGAAGAGUACAGCUAUGAGCAGUUCCUCUACAACACUUCCAUGCUGAUAGACUACGGCGUGGAGGCGCUGGUGGAGUCCUUUUCCAAGCAGAUUGCAGGAAGGAUCGGUGGGGGAAAAACCAUCAACGCUAACGUCUUGAAAGUGGCCAUUGGGGUCAUCAAGGAAUCCCGGCAGCUGAGGCUACAGCCAUUUAAUCGGAAGAGGUUUGGCAUGAAGCCCUACAAGACCUUUCAGGAGCUAACAGGAGAGGAAGAGACGGCGGCAGAGCUGGAAGAGCUAUAUGGAGACAUCGAUGCUCUGGAGUUUUAUCUGGGCUUGCUGCUUGAGAAACCUCAGCCCAAUGGUAUUUUUGGAGAAAGCAUGGUGGAGAUAGGAGCUCCGUUUUCCCUGAAGGGGCUUCUUGGAAACCCCAUCUGCUCCCCAGAGUACUGGAAACCCAGUACCUUUGGCGGAGCAACUGGCUUUGAGAUAGUUAAGACAGCAUCACUCGAGAAACUCGUGUGCCUCAAUGUGAAGAAGUGCCCAUACGUGGCAUUCCGUGUGCCAGAUGCUGCAGAAAACGGCAGCCCUAAGGCUGGUGGAUCAUCUACUGAGCUCUAGCACCAGGACAGCCUGCCCAGGUAGAGACCGUCCUUGCCCAGGCGCUGGCUGAGCGAAGCUCCCAGCCUGGGGCUGAAUUCCCGUUCCUUCUCGCAGGGAGCGGCAGGGACCUGCCCACCCCAGUGCGGAGCGGGAGCGGGAGCAGGAGCAGGACAGAAGAUGGUCCCACCCUGGGCAUCCUGCACACCAGCCCUUGAGGAGAGGCUGGUACCACCCAGCACUGUGAAAAGCUCGAGCGCCUCAGGAGUGUGGCUGCCGCUGCUGUCCUCAACAGACCCAGUUCUCUUGCUAGCGAAUACCUUGCACUAAGCCAGCUUUGGGGUUCCCCAAGGGAUGCCCACUUCUCCAGGACGCUCUGGACUCCCCCACACUUUGUCACCCUCCAUCCCUGCAGCUUUCCAGCACCAGGCCACCAGCAGCCCCUCUUCUGCAGGCUUUCCCCGCUCAGGACAGAGGAGCCCGGGGAGCCCUCGCAGCCCUUCCUCCUCUGCUGCACCCGGUUAAGCCGCUGAGCUCCCCCAGGGAGGCGCAGGAGGCAGGUGGCAGCAUGCAGAGGGAUGGGGGGGACACGCCGUAGGUGUUCACGCUGGCCCAGCGGUGGCUGAGCUUGCAGUAAGAACCUGCCCUGAUUCGCUUCUCCUGCAGCCGCUCCGGACUGCCCACCCCAGCCUGCCCAGCACACGGACGUAGCCGAGACACAGCCAAGAAAAAAGAACCAAAGCAAAAUCUCUGUGGGAGGAGACCAGGAGAGAAGCAUCAGAUCAGACCCCCUGCUGGGACCCCAGCACACACCGCCGGCCACCUGAGCGGGGCUGCUCGGAGCAAGAUGCUCUGUGCAAACACAGCGAUGAAGUCUCUUCCAUCCUGGGAUCAUUACACUUCCCUGCAUUAAUAGCUCAGCAAAUGGCAUCCCCAAGGCACACAGAGCCCGCUUCUGUCCUGCUCCAGAAACGCACGCAGAUGCCAGCCCUCGCUGACGUAACGACACGGUAGCUGGCAGCCACUGUCACUGUCAGAUCCCGGUUCACCUGCAGGAGAAGGGACAGUUACAAUAAUAAAUGAUUUUAAAAACUCCUCUCAUUUCCUCCAGCCAGUUUUGAAGCUUUGUCUCGCCCGCAGC
This is a messenger RNA of Egretta garzetta (little egret), 3148 nucleotides long. It is a transcript of the gene PTGS1, whose product is annotated as prostaglandin-endoperoxide synthase 1. NCBI's taxonomy places the organism in Eukaryota, Metazoa, Chordata, Aves, Pelecaniformes, Ardeidae. The transcript has 9 exons. Gene Ontology annotation, molecular function: oxidoreductase activity, acting on single donors with incorporation of molecular oxygen, incorporation of two atoms of oxygen; heme binding; peroxidase activity. Bases 1 to 2028 code for a protein of 675 amino acids. The record is from RefSeq and is a predicted model, not a curated record. Gene Ontology annotation, biological process: cyclooxygenase pathway; response to oxidative stress. Gene Ontology annotation, cellular component: neuron projection; cytoplasm.